AUGGCAUCGCCGCCGGAAGUUGAUCUCGCCGAGUACGAGCGCCUCCGUGCGGAGAACAUCCGCCUCAAAGAGAUCAUCCUCGCCUCCGCCCGCCGCAAGGCCGACGAUCUCUCACCCGCCAUCAAGUCCUCCGAGCCUCCCGCCGCGCGCCGCCGCACCAUCCGCCUCUCUCAAUCCCCUCCCGACGCCCAGCCCGCCCCUCCCACGCCCACUCCAACGCCGAUGCCUCGCAGCACCACCUUCUCCUCCUCGCUCGCAUCCGCCAUCCUCGAUGCCGUCUCGCUUUCACCAGGGGCUGCCAAGAUCCGUGCCGACGAGUUCGAUGCCCGGAAGGAGCUCGUGCUGAGGCCUGCCAAUACGAGGAAGCUGCUGCCCAACAGGAUACCGGCACUCCUGGUCCUGCCGCUGGUCGACCGGACAGUGGUGGCGGCGGGGAACAUCUUGGGGAAUGUUGGGUUCUGGCACGCCGACCGGGAACCUGGCGUGGCGGAGACAGAUGGGGCGUUCGAGUAUUUGCCCCACCAGGGUCCUGUGGCAGCAAUCGUGGCACACCCGGCCCUGCCACAGAAGAUCUACAGUUGCAGCCAUGGGGGUGAAAUUUGUCAUAUGGACGCUGAGAAGGAGAGCUUUAAUAUUAUCCACUCGUGUGACUAUCCUGUUUAUUCACUCUGUCAAGCGCCGGACAGUGCUAGCUGCCUCUAUUUCGGUGGCGCGAAUGGUACACUGAAACUCUUUGAUGAGCGGAUGGGUAAGGUAUCAACCACAUGGGAUUCACAUGACAAUGCAGUCAACUCGAUAGAUUUUCAUCCAGAGAAGAAACAUAUGCUUGCCACAAGUUCAACAGAUAAAACAGCACGUGUGUGGGAUCUUAGAAGGCUCGAGAAGAAUAACAAAGAUUGUUUGAAGGUUCUCCAACAUGAUUCUUCUGUUCAGUCGGCUUAUUUCUCACCUAGUGGCCGCAUGCUAGCAACAACAAGCCUUGACGAUACCGUCAGAGUCUUUGAAGGGGAUGACUUUGAUAGCUCGCACAUUAUCAAUCAUAAUAACCAGACAGGACGCUGGAUUUCUUCAUUCAAGGCAAUCUGGGGUUGGAACGACAGGGACCUGUUUAUUGGAAACAUGAAGCGGGCGAUAGAUGUCAUCUCGGUUGGUAGCAGCAGCGAUGGUGGUGGCCUCAUCUCGGCUUCGCGCAGCGCGUGCCUCCAGAGCCAGCACAUGACGACCAUUCCUUGCAGGUUGUCCGCACAUCCAUACAAAGUUGGCCAUCUUGCCUGCGCGAGCUCUGGCAGCGUGUUCCUUUGGACCAGGGCUUGA
Messenger RNA from Lolium rigidum, 1314 nucleotides. RefSeq names its product DNA damage-binding protein cmr1-like. Gene Ontology annotation, molecular function: DNA binding; protein binding. Bases 1 to 1314 code for a protein of 437 amino acids. The transcript has 5 exons. Lineage: Eukaryota; Viridiplantae; Streptophyta; Magnoliopsida; Poales; Poaceae. Gene Ontology annotation, biological process: regulation of DNA damage checkpoint. The record is from RefSeq and is a predicted model, not a curated record. Gene Ontology annotation, cellular component: nucleus.